ACACACAGAGGCCCCUCAAAUGGGUUUUUCUGUGCUCCUUUACAAUGGAACGGAAUCAUCAGAUGAUGGAUUCUACAUCACAGCUUUCCACACACUGGGCAAUAAGAACUACCUCAUCCUAGCUCUAUCUAUAAUAUACAUAAUCACUCUAAUGGGUAACUUUGUUCUGUUAGCAGUCUUCAUUAUGAACCCAAGCCUUCAAAAUCCAAAAUAUAUUGCAGUGUGCAAUUUAGCCGUGGUGGACAUCUCUUUGAACAGUGUUAUCAUCCCCCAGAUGGUGCCGGUGUUUGUGUUCAAUCUGAACUAUGUCUCCUUUGGGACCUGUUUUUCUCAGAUGUUCUUCAUGCAUUUAUUUGGUGACAUGGAGUCCUUCUCCCUGGCUCUCUUAGCGUACGAUCGUGUGAUAGCCAUCUGUUUCCCUCUGCGUUACCUCACUAUCAACACCAACCUGAGGAUGCUGCUCAUCCUGCUAGGGAUCUGGACCCUGGCCUUCUUCCUGGAGGUCUUCCCUGUCGCCCUGGCCUCUAGGCUGUCUUACUGUGCCUCCAGGGUGGUGCGGAGCUGCUGCUGUGAGCACGGCCCUGUAUACAGACUGGCCUGCUCUGACAUCUCUUUCAACAGGAAACUAGCGACAGCGAAAACUCUGGCUGUCCUGUUAGGCCCCUUGUUCUUCAUCAUCUUCACCUAUGCUGUGGUGGUGGUGGCAGUGAUGAAGAUUGCCUCGACCACCCAGCGGGGCAAAGCCUUCCACACCUGUCUCACCCACCUGCUGCUGGUCCUGGUGUACUACCUCCCUGUCAUCCUGGCCUACGUCCUAGGUAAACACAGGGAUGACUGUACACUUCGAAAUCAAAUCAAAUGUAUUCGUCACAUUCACAGUUUCCAGCAGGUAUAAAAGGUUCAGCGAAAUGUUAGUGUGCUCUUCGCCACACCUUUUAUACCUGAUGGAAACUGUAUGCUCCCUAAGUGUAGGACAGGUAUAACGGAGGACUCUGAAACAAUUUGCCCCCAAGUGUGUGUAUAUUGUACUGUAGAAAUUGUAAUUCAAAAUAGCACUCGCACAUUGCAUUUUAGUAGAUGCUAAGUGCCUUGCUCAAGGGCACAUUGACAGAUUUUUCACCUAGUCAGCUCGGGGGAUUCAAACCAGCAACCUUUCAGUUACUGGCCCAAAACUCUUAACCGCUAGGCUACCUGCCGCACAUCUGAGUUAUCUCGUUGCAGGUACGUGGGAAUAAUGCAAUAAAGAAAAGAUGACACGUGGGAGCAUACAGCAUUUCGCAGUGCACAAUUUCCUUGUUAUUUUUUGCUGAAUAUGAUCAUUUACUGUUAAUAAUAUUCAUAAUCUUCUCAAAGCCACUGGAUGUGUGUAUGUUUGUCCCCUCCCUCCUAGGUAACCUGCGCUUGGUGCAGUCCUCAGACCUCCUGACUGCCAUCCUCACUGUGUCUGUUACCCUGCCACCCAUGCUCAACCCUAUCAUCUACAGCCUAAAGACAGAGGAACUGCGGGAGAAAAUCGUCAAACUGUUCAUAAAGACAAAAGUUACUCCUCACCAA
Coregonus sp. 'balchen' is the source of this 1554-nucleotide messenger RNA. Lineage: Eukaryota; Metazoa; Chordata; Actinopteri; Salmoniformes; Salmonidae. The record is from the annotation of a GenBank genome assembly.